Messenger RNA from Cheilinus undulatus (humphead wrasse), 2421 nucleotides. It is a transcript of the gene mtx3, whose product is annotated as metaxin 3. Lineage: Eukaryota; Metazoa; Chordata; Actinopteri; Labriformes; Labridae. Gene Ontology annotation, cellular component: SAM complex. The record is from RefSeq and is a predicted model, not a curated record. Gene Ontology annotation, biological process: mitochondrion organization. The transcript has 9 exons. The coding region runs from base 7 to 933 and encodes 308 amino acids.
CCUUCCAUGAAUGAAAACAUGGCGGCUGCCAUGGAGCUGAGAUGCUGGGGAGGAGACUGGGGUUUGCCUUCUGUACAUACCGAGUCCCUAAUAGUUCUGGCAUAUGCCAAGUUUUCUGGGGCAAAAAUCACAGUUUCUCCUGUUGACUGGACAUGGAAAACUCUAACAGCUACAGUCCCUGAGUUGCUUUGUGGAGAUGCUGCAGUACAAGAACCAACACAGAUUCUCAACUUCAUGAGAAAACAGAGGUUUAAUGCUGACUUUGAGCUGACAGCUAGACAAGGAGCAGACACCAUGGCUUACAUAGCCCUGCUGGAAGAGAAACUGCAGCCAGCUUUGUUGCACACUUUCUGGGUGGAUGCAGAAAACUACGCCAACUUAACUCGACCAUGGUUUGCUUCACGCUCGCCUUUCCCACUCAACUUUUUCGUCCCGAGCCGCCAUGCCAACACUGCCCUUUCACGCAUCCUUCUUACCAAAGGAGAGGCUCCGCUGCACAGAAUCACUGAGGUGGAAGGGAAGAUCUAUAGUGAUGCCAAAGAGUGCCUGAAUCUCCUUGCUUACAGGCUGGGAACAGCAAACUAUUUCUUUGGCAACUCACCAACCAGUCUGGACGCCUUUGUAUUUGGUUUGGUAGCUCCACUUUACAAAGCCAGUCUCCCCAGCAGCCCUCUGCAGAGCCACCUCAAACAGCUGGAUAACCUCACACACUUCUGUGACAACAUCCUUGCCGUCUACUUCAGCUCAGACCACCCGAGUCCUUCUCCACCUGUUCAGGAAACAAUGGAUGCCAACCUCCAGAAACUAACUCAGCUUGUAAAUAAAGAGUCCAACUUGAUAGAGAAGAUGGAUGACAAUCUUCGCAGCAGCCCUCAGCAUAAACCCCACAGACCAGACCCCAAACCCAGUGAGAAGAACUCAACCCCCGCCUAACUCCUGAAAUUUCAACCCUGACCUACCCUAAUGAGUGGAAGAGAUGACAGAUUUAAGGUGCAGCUCUGGAUCAGACUCAACCUCUUAUUUUCAAAAAUAGCUCCACCCAGCUAACUUGAAUGACAAAUAAUCUAAUAGUUAAUGGAUGUUAAAAAUAUCAAAGAGACUUAUUUUUUCAGCAGAGUAAUGAUGAUAGAUUUUAAAGAUGUUGGCCUGGGAGAGGAGGGAAAGUGCAUGUGUGAGGGUUUUUUUAAAAGUUAAGUGCAUGUAUGUGGUUAAGGAUGGAAUGCUGAAAAGUGGUGCUGAAUGAAAGAAACACAGAAAGUAAAUGAAAAGUCCAGCAGUGAAAAAAAGAGGCAAAGAUUUUGCCCUUUCUUCAUUUUUUACCCCUCCAUCCUUUAGUUUCUGUAAUGAAUAUUUAAAAAUAUAUAUGCUAAUUUUUAUUUCAAACAUAUAGAAAUGUCCUCACCUGCUUCAUGAGGAUGUUAAAAUUUCUCAUUUGUCACUUAAGUAGAACAAUGUCAGGCUUUAAGACCUUAUUUAGCUAUCUAAUGCUGUAGUGUGUUUAUCAGAUCCUUUAGCACCCCUCUUAACUCACAUCUUUCGCCAUAACCACUGUAAAAACUUUCUGUAAAUCCUAGCAUUUUAAUUGUAAUGUAAAGUAUUUAUAUCAUUAUUACUAUAGAGAACACCAUGCACUUAUUUUUUGCUUUGCUCCCCCUCCUCUGCAUUGUAUAGCUUGUAAAGUUGUAUAUAGUAUUAUUAUUUAAAAGUACUCUCAUAGGGCUGAUCAUCAUGUUCCCAGUCUAUGACAGAUGCAUUGAGGUAACGGCAGAGCGUUAUCCACUUUAUUUUCUUAUUCAUUCAAAGUUUAAGGGACUAAUGUGUGUGAGUGAGUGUGUGAGAUUUCUAAAGGACUAUCAAACAUCCUGCAAAUUAACAUUCACUUUUAUUGUUGCCAUUGUUUUCCUCUGCUGUUAUUUUUGCUACAUUUAUCACUCAUUUAUGUAGUGCUGUAUUAUAAUUUGCUGUGCCUGUUUAACGUCACCUUGUUUAACCUGAAGUGUCUGCCCCACUCAGGAAUGUCUCAUUAGCUGCCUUUUUUGUGUUAUUGUGCCGUCUGAAAUUAGUCUUUGAAUUGAGUGGCCUUUUUUUUUUCGUGUUCCAUAAUGUCCUGUGUCUGCUCCAUUUGAGUGUUCGCAAUAUUCCUUGUUACAUUCCCUUUAAAGAACCAUAUCCUCAAACAGAAGCAUUCAUUAAGGUGUGUGUACGUGUCUGAGUGCUGCCAUUUAAAAAACAUUUUUUGUUAGGAUCAUAUGUGCGGGUGCAGUGUGCCUUCAUGACUGCAAGUGUCUUUGUACAAAAAUCUAAAUGUCAACAGUGCCCUUUACAUUUUUAGUACAUUGUCCUAAAUUAUGUUUGUCAUUAUUUUUGUCUGCAUUCUCUGUGGAUGGAUGAUAACAACUUAUUAAAAAAAAUAUAUUAAUC